CAAUGGAUCCUACUAUUGCACGUCGACGGCUAAUUGCAAAGGCUGUGGUCCUUGUAGCAGUUAUGUCAGCCUGGUUGGAUGCAUGGUUGAGGCACCGACUACAUGCUAGGAGGUCUAUCACUUAUGGCCCAAUGCACCAAAGAGACCAAGAGAGACAAAACAACCUGAGAUUCAUUUAUGAAUCCACUGAUGUUGAGUGUGUUGACUUACUUAGGAUGAGAAGGGCCCCUUUUAUGCAGUUGUGUGACCUUUUCGCACUAGGCAGCUAUUGAGAGAUAGUAUUCAUAGCUCAGUAGAGGAGCAGGUUGCCAUGUUUUUACAUGUGGUAGGUCAUAAUCAAAGGUUUAGAGUUGUACACAUGACCUUUCGAAGGUCUAUUGAGACCAUCAGCAGAUACUUCAGGGAAGUAUUGUAUGCGGUUGGUGAACUGAGAAAUGAAAUGAUCUUGCCACCUUCAACUGCUACACCAACCAAAAUUAGAGAUAGCCACAGAUGGUACCCCUAUUUCAAGGACUGUAUUGGUGCCAUUGAUGGCACUCAUGUGCUAGCAAGAGUUCCUAGAAAUCAGAGGGCUGCCUUCCUUGGCAGGAAACACACCACAACACAGAACAUCUUAGCUGCUGUAGACUUUGAUCUAAGGUUUACAUAUGUUCUUGCUGGCUGGGAGGGAUCAGCACAUGAUGCCCUUAUCCUUGCUGAUGCCCUUGAGAGAGAAGAUGGUCUAAAAGUGCCCCAAGGUAAAUUUUACCUUGUGGAUGCUGGUUAUGCUGUCAGGCCUGGGUUUUUACCCCCUUACCGUGCCACACGGUACCACUUGAGUGAAUAUGGGGGGAGGAAUCCACAGAACCCAAAAGAGCUCUUCAACCUUAGACAUUCAUCACUAAGGGUGACAAUAGAGAGGGCCUUCGGUGCUUUGAAGAACAUAUUCAAAAUAUUAUACAACAAACCUUUCCAUCCAUACAAGACACAAGUAAAGCUAGUCCUAGCUUGUUGUAUCCUCCACAACUGGAUUCUUCGUCAUGGGAAUGAUGAACAUGUUCCACUAGAAGACACAUGGGCUGCAAAUCAACUUCAUGAGGGAGCUCCCCUUGACCUUGUCAUGGACAAUGCUGCCUGGUCUGCUACCAGGGACAAUUGGGCUCAACAGAUGUGGCAAAAUAGGGGAUAGUGGUCAUUAUGUACUGUGCUAAGUUGCUCAACAGAUGUGGCAAAAUUGAGAACAUUGUCUAUUAGCAAUGAUGAACUAUAUAUAGUUAUGAACAUUAUGUGCUAAGUUGCUCAUAAAUUUGUAAGAACUGGUUCCAUGCUGAGAACAUUGUCUAUUAGCAAUGAUGAACUAUCUAUAGUUUUGAACUCACUUUC
Molecule: messenger RNA, 1362 nt
Organism: Zea mays
Lineage: Eukaryota; Viridiplantae; Streptophyta; Magnoliopsida; Poales; Poaceae
Product: protein ALP1-like
Exons: 3
Coding region: 311-1168 (285 amino acids)
Source: RefSeq, a predicted model, not a curated record